AAGGGUAUUGCGGCGGAUGUUGAUUUUUUUGUUUUGGAUCCCACCGCCAGAGCUAGCAACAAAUGUAGAGCGCUCUUGUCCUUGCUGACGAAUUUAGUUUGGUUACUUUCCGACGUUUUAAAACGUGAAGGAUCCACUCCUUAACCGCGGCACCGUGUCUCUCCCGGCGCCUUACCGGGGAAGCGCGAGGCCCAGUCGUGCGAUGAUGGAAGACUUUGACGAAAUCUACGAGGAGGAGGAGGAAGAGGACGAGGAGAGGGCCGCGGAGGAGCAGCUGCUAAAGUACGCUCCAGACCCGGUGGUCGUUCGAGGAUCUGGCCACGUCACUGUGUUUGGACUCAGUAACAAGUUUGAGUCAGAGUUUCCAUCGGCACUUACCGGGAAGGUGGCGCCAGAGGAGUUCAAGGCCAGUAUAAACCGCGUGAACGGCUGUCUGAAGAAGACGUUGCCGGUGAACGUCCGGUGGCUACUGUGUGGCUGCCUCUGUUGCUGCUGUACGCUGGGAUUCAGUCUCUGGCCUGUCAUCUGUCUCAGCAAGAGGACGCGGAGGUCCAUGGAGAAGUUACUGGAGUGGGAGAACAGCAGGCUCUAUCACAAGCUGUGUUUGCAUUGGAGGCUGAGCAAGAGGAAGUGUGAAACCAACAACAUGAUGGAAUAUGUGAUUCUAAUAGAGUUCCUACCCAAGAUCCCAAUCUUCAGGCCGGACUAAUCUCCCCCUGCAGAUCCAGCAUGUGAUCCUCCCAUGGUGCCUCUCUGCUAGGCUCAGUCACCUCUCUCCAAAAUGGCCGCCUUUUCCCUCCUUUUCACCCCCAACAUGCCCAAUACCCCUGAAACUACACCACCAUUUUGUGUUUACUGGGUAUCUAUCUACCUUCUCUGGGUCUUCCCCCACUGUACCCAGAAAACAUCUGUUUACACACCUUUGAGCCCCCUCACCCUUUUCUGCGAUGUCGACCUUAAUAAAAGGCCGUUAUCUUGUUACCCCCCUCCCCCCAAUUAGCCAUGUUGACUUGGCACCAGCCUGCGGGUCGUCGUGUGAUACCAAGCCCUAAGAGGGGCAGUGGAACCACAGAAAUGUAGAACUGGAGAGUAUGGGUUCUAGAAUGUGUUGGAGAACUGGAAUGCCCAACCCGCCCCCUCCUCACUGACCUCCCUGUACACAUGGCACAAUAUUUACUUAAAUCUGUACCCCUCUUAGCGUAGCCUAAACUGAACUCAGACUUACUUAGUGUUGUUGAACCGCUGUGGAACAGCUGACUUCACAAUCAAUGGAUUAGCCAUGUGACAUCUACAGAACAUCAACAGAUCUCCUGUUGAAUUUCUAAAGAAUGUUAACGGAACUUAGAUGGAACCUCUAUAGAACAUUGACUAAACUGUGGAUUAGCAAUGGAACUGCCUUGGAAGUUCAGUGGAACAUCCAUGUUUCUGCAACUUUGUAUUCAAACCAAUCAUCAGCCUCUGAACGGCCAGUGUACCGACUGAGAGAACAGCCGGAGCGAAUUGGCCAGCUGAGAGAACAGCCGGAGCGAAUUGGCCAGCUGAGAGAACAGCCAGAGCGAAUUGGCCAGCUGAGAGAACAGCCGGAGCGAAUUGGCCAGCUGAGAGAACAGCCGGAGCGAAUUGGCCAGCUGAGAGAACAGCCGGAGCGAAUUGGCCAGCUGAGAGAACAGCCGGAGCGAAUUGGCCAGCUGAGAGAACAGCCGGAGCGAAUUGACCAGCUGAGAGAACAGUGGGCCGGCCGCAUGAAACGUCUGAUUCUCUCCACAAUACACCCCCUUGUAAGUUUCCCAAAUGGCAGCCUAGACCCUAAAAUAGUGCAGGAGAUUUCUACCUGUCAGGCAGCACACUAGGUCCCUCUGACCAAACGUAGUUUGUCUAAAUUCAACAAACCGUGUCUUCCAUGUUGGCCUGUGGCACCCCCGCACCAGGGCUGCCUACCCCUGGAGUAGGGAGCCUGAUGAAAUUUGGAACGUGGCCACAAACGAGUGCCCCCGCUAAGUGCUACCCCCGACAUUACACCCUGACCCCGACAGUAGUGCGCUGUGGGUAGGGGAAUAUUUUAGGGCACACUAGACACCCCAUUAAGCAGACAAUCACACAGACUGUCUGGCUGUAUCCUCCGGGGGCACCCUACUGUUCAAAUGGGGCACUCUGUAGGGAAUGGGGUGCCAUUUGAGACAAGUCUAAAUCCAUGCUACUCUCAGAUAUUGUGAACUUCCUGUAUCUGCGGUGCUGAGUUGUCAGCAUUGCUAUGGGCGACAUGACCGGUGAUUAGUGAUGCAGACCGAACAAAACAGAUUAUUUUUUUUUUGUGUCAUUAAGGGCAGUGAAGGUUUUUUUCUUUACUGCUCUGUAUCUAGUACAGUAUGCGUGCGUGCGGCAUUUUGAAUGUAUUUUAUCUCAGAAUGUCUACACAAGCCAACCAUGCAUCCAAAAUGCCUCCAUACUUCCUUUUAGAUGCACCCUUUCCCCCAGGGCACAUUCUCUACAGUGGGCGCUGGUUGGAAGUCAGUCCAUAGAUUGGGAAAAGGGGGGCACUGAGAGGCAUGACUCAUUCACAAUGCUGUGGGUUUUGUCUUUUGUUAUUUUUAUUCACUUGUGUCUUGGUGUUUUGUCAAUUUGCCACUCGCCGUACAAUGUUCGGGCAUAGGAUGAUUUUAUUUCUUUUAAUGUUAAAUCUCACUCAGCCUCGUAACAAAUGGCACUCUUUUCCCAGUGUAGUGGACUUCCUUUGACCACUAUCGACCAGAACUCUGGUCCAAAGUAGUGUGCCCGCCAUCCGGGACUGUUUUGACUGAUCACUAAAGGUCAAAGUUCACUCCCUAGGGGUUAGCAGGGAGACCCGUCAACAUGUAGCAACAGAACAGGGGUCAGUCACGGGACCGGAUUCUACCAGUUGAGUCAUUUUUGUUUGUGAGCUUGCCGGUUAAGAGGGUAUGGAAUUACAGCAGGGUUGGCGAAAAAUCCUGCAUGCCCCAGAAGCUCUUAGAUUCAUGGACCAUCUACAAUCUUUCUGAUGGGUUUCCUCACAUAUAAAGCUAGUUUGAGGCUGUGUGUGUGUGUGUGCGUGUAUGUGCGUGCGUGUGUGCGAAAAUGUAAUAUCAGUCUAUGUUUGGACUAUGUUUGGUCACCCCUUUUUUUAUUCUUUGCAGAGUAUUUCCAAACAGGUGUGUUUGUGUGUGUGAUCAUGUAACGUGUGUUGUAUGAUGUAUAUGAAAAGGCAUAUGUACAGAAAUAAACUACCCAGAAACAGGCUAUAUUCACUUGC
This is a messenger RNA of Esox lucius (northern pike), 3268 nucleotides long. It is a transcript of the gene chic2, whose product is annotated as cysteine-rich hydrophobic domain 2. The record is from RefSeq and is a predicted model, not a curated record. The transcript has 6 exons. NCBI's taxonomy places the organism in Eukaryota, Metazoa, Chordata, Actinopteri, Esociformes, Esocidae. The coding region runs from base 203 to 709 and encodes 168 amino acids.